AUGUGGAUUAAACCAGCCGAAGUUAUUCUGGCUAAUGCUUUGUGGUAAGUUUCUAAAGUGUAAAAAUAAAGCCAAAGAUUUUAAAUUUUGGACAACUGAAAGGCGAGUCACAAAUUGAGCUAAUUGUUGACACUGUAUUUUGUUCUUGUGUUUUUAAAAGGACAACAGAACGAGCGAAUCCUUAUUUUAGUCUUCAAAGAAGAAAGGGACAUCAAGAUAGCGGCUUUACUUCGCUCUUGGUAGGAACUUUUGACCAUGUUUUGGAUUCAAAG
Messenger RNA from Paramuricea clavata, 272 nucleotides. NCBI's taxonomy places the organism in Eukaryota, Metazoa, Cnidaria, Anthozoa, Malacalcyonacea, Plexauridae. The record is from the annotation of a GenBank genome assembly.